AUGUCAGCGUGGAGAAACGACAGUUAUGAUAUUGGGACAGCUGGAGGCUGGAAUGAUGUCAGCUAUUCAGCUACUGAAGCGUCAUCAGAAAUUUCACCACCGGAUGGCAAAUUUGUGGUACCAGUCUUGAUAACUUACUUAAACCGGAACACUGACCCAAAUGAAGAAAAAGUAGUUUUUGGGAAGAAUUCAUUCACAAUAGUCAGAGUAAUUGGAGUUGUCAGAAGUGCAGAAGAGCGAGAAGGUGGACAGUCUGUCGAGUACAAGAUCGCAGAUGAUUCCAGCAGUGAUGAGCAAUUUACUGUGAUCCAUUACAGAGGAGUGACUUCCAGUGAUACUACUGUUGAAUCCUUUGUUGAGGGAACGGCAGUGGCUGUUGUUGGCAAGCUGAGGACAUUUGAUGAACGGUUGACAAUAGUUGCUUAUGACGUUCGAGAAGUGGAGGACAAAGAGGAACAUGAAGCUUUUCGCCUUGAAGCAGAGUUAGCAAGAUUGUACUAUACGAAGGACAUUAUCGAGAAGGUCAGAGCCAACCCUGCUCAUUUUGAAAACACGAUUCUUUGUGGAAUUCGUGGGGAUGGAAAUCCUCAACAGAGUGGGGCGUCAUCUGCAUCUCCAUGGGGUCAGGGUUCUCAAGCGACAUUCCAAAAAAAUGGACUUGAGAAUGCAAAAGGGCUUGAUGGACAGAGAGCUGCGGUUUAUAAGUAUCUUAAUGAUGUUGGGGGUGCAGAUGGCGCUAGUUUAGACGAUAUAAAACGAAAUAUACCUAGAAACGUGUAUAAUCAGAAGACGUUUGCCGCCGAUCUUGAAUCCCUUCUCUCUGAAGGGCACAUUUAUUCCACUAUUGAUGACGAACAUUUUGCGGCCAACUGA
This is a messenger RNA of Enterobius vermicularis (human pinworm), 873 nucleotides long. NCBI's taxonomy places the organism in Eukaryota, Metazoa, Nematoda, Chromadorea, Rhabditida, Oxyuridae. The record is from the annotation of a GenBank genome assembly.